Adineta ricciae is the source of this 483-nucleotide messenger RNA. Lineage: Eukaryota; Metazoa; Rotifera; Eurotatoria; Adinetida; Adinetidae. The record is from the annotation of a GenBank genome assembly.
AUGUCAACGACCGGUCUACCAGCGACUAUUUUACCUGGUGGCUAUAACUACUAUAGUCAGCGUACUGUUACUUUGGCACCACCAUAUAUAUUUAUAAUUAUUCUUGGUUGUGUUAUAAUCAUCCUUAUUAUCUUAAUUUUCAUUCGAGAAAUUCUCAAAUCUCGUGGUGUCCUUCAAAAUUGUUGUAAUUAUAAAGGCAGUGGUAUACAAUGUCUAGGCUGCCAGGAAUGUUGUUUAGCAUGUGCUGAAACAUGUGACUGUUGUCGUACAACAUCUAUUGAAUCAUGUCUCGAUGCCUGUUGUCCAAAACGCGGAUCUAUCGAAUUUGCUGACAUUAUUACUUGCGAAGCAUGUUGUUCCGGGCAAUGUUGUUCCUGUGGUGACACUGUUUGCGUUUGUGCACCUCCAGACGUACGAACAGUGAAUUGUUUAUGUUGUGCAUGCGAAUCACAGUAUCCUCAUACACAGAUGGACGACAGAUGA